ACAAGCCUAAAACAACAAUCACAAUCAAGAAAUAUCAGCUUAGAUUUUUCUUUCAUAUUCAACACGUUGUUAUUCCUAUGGCUUCUUCCUUCUAUUUCUACAGGAUAUAUUGCCAUGACAAUCUACUUCAAGAACAACAUAACAAAUUUGCACUACAACCACUCAAGUGUAUAAACAGGUGCCAUGUCAAACAUUGUAUAUCCAAAACUAAGUGGCUUACCAGCAGAGUCUCGACUAAGCCAUCCUAUAUUUCUCCAAUCAACACUGCAAAAGUUUGAGAAAAUUAAGCCAGCAAAUGCACAAGACUUCACGCAUACUCUGACAUUUAGCGCCCACAUAACAGUUGAAAAGAUUCAAGCUACUACGACUGAGGUCUUCACCACUGACCAAGAGACUCCAGCUCCCCUUCGUGACGAGGAAAAGAUGCUACCAAACUAUGUGCCAAUCUAUGUGAUGCUCCAGCUGGAUAUCAUUUCAAGUGACAGUAUAUUACAAGAUAAGGACGGAUUAGAGCGGCAGCUUACGCAGCUGAAAGAAGCAAGCGUUGAUGGGGUCAUGGUGGAUGUCUGGUGGGGAUUGGUGGAAUCCAAAGGCUCUAAGCAAUAUGAUUGGAGUGCUUAUAAAAGCUUGUUCCAACUUGUCCAACAGUGUGGUCUGAAGUUGCAAGUUGUCAUGUCCUUCCACCAAUGUGGUGGAAAUGUUGGCGAUACAGUUAAUAUCCCACUUCCCAACUGGGUGCUUGAUGUCGGAAAAACAGAUCCUGACAUCUUCUACACUAAUCGAGCUGGUAACAGAAAUACAGAGUACCUCACACUUGGUGUGGACAAUCUACCUCUAUUUGAGGGUCGAACGGCAGUGGAGAUUUACAGUGACUUCAUGAAGAGCUUUAGAGACAACAUGGCAGAUUAUUUGGAUGCUGAACUCUUAACAGACAUUGAAGUAGGGCUAGGUCCUGCAGGGGAGCUCAGAUAUCCCUCUUAUCCAGAAAACCAAGGAUGGGUUUUUCCUGGUAUUGGAGAAUUUCAGUGCUAUGACAAAUAUCUUAAAGCGGAUUUUAAGGAAGCAGCAAUAAAGGAAGGGCACCCUGAGUGGGAAUUACCAGAUAAUGCAGGAGAUUAUAAUGACAAACCUGGAUCAACAGAGUUCUUUGGAUCGGCAGAGUACUUAACUGCAAAAGGAAAGUUUUUCUUGACCUGGUAUUCUAACAAUUUGCUGAAACAUGGUGAUCAGAUCCUUGAUGAAGCCAAUAAAGCUUUUCUAGGAUGCAGUGUCAAAUUAGCAGCUAAGGUUUCCGGAAUCCAUUGGUGGUAUAAAGAUGACAGUCAUGCUGCGGAGCUAACUGCCGGAUUCUACAACUUGAACGACAGAGAUGGCUAUCGACCAAUAGCAAGGAUGCUGUCCAGGCACUACAGUGUUCUAAAUUUCACAUGUCUAGAAAUGAGAAACUCUGAACAGCCUGAAAAUGCUAAGAGUGGACCGCAGGAGCUUGUUCAACAGGUCUUAAGUGGCGGCUGGACAGAAAACAUUGAAGUUGCGGGAGAAAAUGCUCUCCCACGCUAUGAUCGCAGUGCUUAUAAUCAAAUCCUUCUUAAUUGCAGGCCGAAUGGUGUAAGCAGAGAUUUCCCACCAAAAUUAAGGUUGACUGCUUUGACAUACCUGCGUUUAUCAGACCAGCUAUUGCAAAGGAAGAAUUUUAAAUUAUUUAAAACCUUUGUGAAAAAAUUGCAUGCGGAUCAGGAUUACUGUCCAGAUCUAAGAAAAUAUGGAAAGGUCGUCCCACUGGAGAGGUCCAAACCAAAAGUACCAACCGAGGACCUUUUAAAAGCAUCUGAAACCAUCCAGCCAUUUCCAUUUGAUAAAGAAACUGACAUGAGUGUUGGCGGCCCAAUUGCUGACUACUGGGAUGGUCUUGUGGAGAAGAUUGCUUCCAUAUUUAUUUAAGACAGAACUGCUUCAGGGGAAAAAUAAUGCGACUUGUGAUUUUUAAGAGAAGCAGAGAGUGUCAAGUCACUAAUAAGUACUAGUACUAAUAACAGCCAACAAUUGUCACUGGCUCUGGUCAUGGGAAUAUUACUUUUAUUUGAUUGAGAAUCAAACUAAAGUCAGCCCAUGUCUAAUGUUAUACAAAAUCCUCAGAUGUAUGGGAAAUGAGAAUGUUUAUUUAAUGGAGUGUUUUGUAUACUUCCGUGUA
Daucus carota subsp. sativus is the source of this 2191-nucleotide messenger RNA. Its product is annotated as beta-amylase. The transcript has 8 exons. Gene Ontology annotation, molecular function: beta-amylase activity. Bases 184 to 1941 code for a protein of 585 amino acids. NCBI's taxonomy places the organism in Eukaryota, Viridiplantae, Streptophyta, Magnoliopsida, Apiales, Apiaceae. Gene Ontology annotation, biological process: polysaccharide catabolic process. The record is from RefSeq and is a predicted model, not a curated record.